GCUGAUCCACUUCGAGCGGGUCCAGUUCCACCUGAAGAACUUCGACAUGGUCAUCGUCUACAAGGACUACAGCAGGAAGGUCACCAUGAUCAACGCCAUCCCCGUGGCCUCCCUCGACCCCAUCAAGGAGUGGCUCAACUCCUGCGACCUGAAGUACACUGAGGGGGUUCAGUCCCUCAACUGGACCAAGAUCAUGAAGACCAUCGUGGAUGACCCCGAGGGCUUCUUCGAGCAGGGAGGUUGGUCCUUCCUGGAGCCCGAGGGAGAGGGCAGCGACGCCGAGGUCGGGGAGUCGGAGUCGGAGAUGGAGGAUGAGACCUUCAACCCCUCCGAGGAGGACUACGAGGAGGAGGAGGAGGACAGCGACGAAGAUUACUCCUCUGAGGCCGAGGAGUCAGAGUACUCCAAGGAGUCCCUGGGCAGCGAGGAGGAGAGCGGCAAAGACUGGGACGAGCUGGAGGAGGAGGCCAGGAAAGCUGACCGUGAGAGCCAGUACGAGGAGGAGGAGGAGCAGGGCCGCUCGCGCAAGAGGAAGGCUGCAGCUGCCCGUGGGGGGCACCACCGAGCCUCAGGACCCCCCAAGAAGAAGAGGAAGUAGCAGAAGGCUUCUGCCUGGCCCAGACCACCUUGGGGGGGGGGAGGGGAGGGGAGGGGGAGGGAGGAGCCUGAGGGCAGCUCCCAGGAGGAUUUGGGGGAGGGAGGGGAGGGAAAAGUUCGGAGCUUGGGGAGACCUCAGGAGGAAUUUGCAGCAACUUUGGGAGGGUUUGGAGCCAAUUUUGGGGAAGUUCUGCCCAGUUUGGGGAAUUUUCAUCCAAUUUGGGGGAAUUUUCAUCCAAUUUGGGGGAAUUUUCACUAAUUUGGGGGAAUUUUCAUCCAAUUUGGGGGAAUUUCCACCAAUUUGGGGAAUUUUCAUCCAAUUU
Molecule: messenger RNA, 920 nt
Organism: Pogoniulus pusillus (Red-fronted tinkerbird)
Lineage: Eukaryota; Metazoa; Chordata; Aves; Piciformes; Lybiidae
Gene: SUPT16H
Product: SPT16 homolog, facilitates chromatin remodeling subunit
Exons: 5
Coding region: 47-598 (183 amino acids)
Biological process (GO): transcription elongation by RNA polymerase II
Cellular component (GO): FACT complex
Molecular function (GO): nucleosome binding
Source: RefSeq, a predicted model, not a curated record